CCCUCAGCCUUCAUUCCUACAUUCCCAACCCCUGAAAAUCUCGCUCUCGUUUCAUCUUCUUCCCAAUCCAGCAGUCAUGGCGGUCUUGAAAGUCCACGGUAGCCCGUUCUCCACGGCAGUGAUGCGAGUUGUCGCUGCGAUCUACGAGAAGGGGCUUGAGUUCGAGUUCGUUACGAUCGACAUGAAGGCCGGCCAGCACAAAUCGGAGGCUUUCCUUGCUCUCAAUCCAUUUGGUCAAGUUCCAGCCUUUGAAGACGGAGACCUGAAGCUCUUCGAAUCAAGGGCCAUCACACAGUACAUCGCCCACGAGUACGCGUCAAAUGGGACUCAACUGAUAUGCCCAGAUUCAAAGAAAAUGGCUAUCAUGUCAGUGUGGAUAGAGGUGGAGGCCCACCAGUACGACCCCCAUGCCGGCAAGCUCUGUUACGAGCUAUUUUUCAAGCCAAUGUUCGGCCAGACCACUGACCCAGCUGCAGUGGAGGACCUAGAGGCCAAACUCGGCAAGGUUUUGGAUGUGUACGAGGCUCGGUUGACUCAGUCCAAGUACUUGGGCGGAGACUGCUUUGGGCUGGCCGACCUUCACCACCUCCCCACCCUACACUACUUGCUGGGCACUUCAGCCAAGAAGCUCUUUGACUCGCGUCCACACGUGUCCGCUUGGGUCGCUGAUAUCACUGCCAGGCCUGCUUGGGCCAAGGUGAUUGCCAUGCAGAAGAGUUAAGAGAAAAAAAAGUUGUGUGGCUUUGCCCUUGAGUUUCUAUGUGGGUGUAUGUUUCCUAAAAUCAUGUAAAACCUUAGAAGUAUUUCAGAGUGAUAUUACAGAGCGUUUCUAUCA
Vitis riparia (riverbank grape) is the source of this 835-nucleotide messenger RNA. RefSeq names its product glutathione S-transferase-like. Lineage: Eukaryota; Viridiplantae; Streptophyta; Magnoliopsida; Vitales; Vitaceae. Gene Ontology annotation, cellular component: cytoplasm. Gene Ontology annotation, molecular function: glutathione binding; glutathione transferase activity. The record is from RefSeq and is a predicted model, not a curated record. Bases 77 to 721 code for a protein of 214 amino acids. The transcript is spliced from 3 exons.